Molecule: messenger RNA, 1002 nt
Organism: Didymodactylos carnosus
Lineage: Eukaryota; Metazoa; Rotifera; Eurotatoria; Philodinida; Philodinidae
Source: the annotation of a GenBank genome assembly
AUGCCGUCAAAUUCCAAUACGGCUAAAAAUGACAUGUUGUCGUUCUGUCGAUCAAAAUAUGAAAAUAAUCAACAGUACAUAACAGCUAUUAAUAAAUUUGAAAUAACAUAUUCUUCAGAAGAUGCUAUACAGUGGUAUGCAAACGAUACGUUUCUCUAUCGGUUGUUAAAUGAAACAUUUCGUAUAGAUAGAAAUAGCUACGGUAUAUUUUGUUUUCGGUUUUAUGCAAAAGAUUUACACGAUGCGAUCACUCAUCAGCAUAAGAAAUCGACAAUAGCGUCGACAAAAAACUGUUUAACUGUUUAUCGUGGCCAACGUAUGCUCAAAUCUGAAUUAUGGAGUUUGAUAAUGAAUAAGCAUCGUCUUAUUUCGAUUAAUGGAUUUUGGUCAACAACUUGUGACCCCGAAGUUGCGAUGAUGUUUGCUGGUUAUGGUGCAUUUUGUCUGUCCUACGUAGCAGUUGUGCUAUUUGAAAUAGAUAUAAAUCAAAACAAUUGUGCAAUUCCAUUUACCAGUACAAAGAAUAACAGUAUUUUCGGUGACAGUGAGCAAGAAAUACUAUUUUCUGUACAAGCUACAUUUCAGAUAGAAUCAAUUAAACAGAUUAAAGAAAGUGAUUUCAAUGAAUAUUGGAGUGUUAAAUUGACACCAACAUGUAGAAAAGACAAUGAAAAGCUUAAAAUUCUAAGUGAUUGUCUAGAAGAAGAAGAAUUUAGUGGAACAACUUCACUACUUCGAGUAGGAGAAAUACUAGUUCAAAUACAAGAACGGACAAGUGCCGAAAGAUUUUACCGGACUAUAUUAAAAGAAUUUCCGUUAGGACAUCGUGACAUAGCUGACGCGCACAACAAUCUAGGAGAAAUUUGUUGUCGCAAUGGAAAAUACGAAGCAUCAUUGUACAAUUUUGGAAAAGCACUUGAAACAGCUUCCAGUGAUCUAUUGAAACAAAAAAUUCAAAUGAAUAUCAAUAAUGUUUACAUGCGCAAAGGUUUAGAUUGGUAA